Ipomoea triloba (trilobed morning glory) is the source of this 2051-nucleotide messenger RNA. RefSeq names its product scarecrow-like protein 32. Gene Ontology annotation, cellular component: nucleus. Gene Ontology annotation, molecular function: sequence-specific DNA binding; DNA-binding transcription factor activity. The transcript has a single exon. The coding region runs from base 485 to 1849 and encodes 454 amino acids. Gene Ontology annotation, biological process: regulation of DNA-templated transcription. Lineage: Eukaryota; Viridiplantae; Streptophyta; Magnoliopsida; Solanales; Convolvulaceae. The record is from RefSeq and is a predicted model, not a curated record.
CUGUAGCCUUGAAAAUUCUCUGGGUUAGCUGACUCUCUACCCUCCCUCCAUGAACUGAUCUGCUGAAAAGUGGAAAAGUAGUCUGUAUUGAUGCAGAGAAUGAAGAGUCCCUUUUGCCCAAUUUGACUUUAAACCGGUUACUUUUUUUUUUUUUGGGUUGUGGGUUUUUCUCAGCUGUCCCUUUUUUUGCUGCCCGUGGGAAGAUCAAUAAAUCUUGAUUGUAAAAGCUGAUCAGUCUUUUUAACUUCCUCUGCAAUACAAAAAAGUGAGAUCAGAAUUAAUCCAUCCCUUUCCGUUUUACUAAAAUGUGUUCAAUUUGGUAUCAGAGCUUAGAAAAUAUAGUGUAUUGACCCGUCUCUUUCUUUCUUUUUAAUACGGUGACUCUAUUUGUAUGGGUGUGAAGUAAGCUAAGUAAUCUAUCUAGCAUUUAGGUAGGUUUGGUUUUUGUAAUUUUGAGUUUCAUCAGUUUGGGUUUAAUUUCUUCAUGAUGCAAUUCACGGAGACCUUACCGGCGCCGUCGCACCAAAUCUCACCGUUCUCUAGCCUGGUGACGAACAAGAAUCAGGUUCAUCGGACGCGACCAUGGCCGGGAUUUCCGACAUCGUCCAAGAACCUAGGAACCAGCAUAGGAGAUGCUAACUGCAUGGAGCAGUUGCUAGUCCACUGUGCGAACGCGAUCGAGAGCAACGACGCCACUCUAGCUCAGCAGAUCUUGUGGGUCCUCAAUAAUAUAGCCACUCCCGACGGGGACUCCAACCAGCGUCUCACUUCCGCCUUUCUGCGGGCCCUCAUAGCCCGGGCCGCCAUGAGCGGCACGUGCAAGCUCCUGGCCGCCAUGGCCGACCUCCACCCCGGCCUCAACCUCAACAUGAUGGACACCCACAGAUUCUCAACCAUAGAGCUGGCCAGCUUCGUUGACCUCACGCCCUGGUACCGCUUCGGCUUCACCGCCGCCAACGCCGCUAUAAUAGACGCCGUGGAGGGCUACUCCGUCGUUCACAUUGUCGACCUAAGCUCCACCCAUUGCAUGCAGAUCCCUACUCUUAUCGACGCCAUCGCCGCCCGCCCCGAAGGCCCGCCGUUGAUCAAGCUUACACUCGCCGCCGCCGCCGACGAAUUCCCGCCCAUGCUCGACCUUUCCUACGAGGACCUCGGCGCCAAGCUCGUCAACUUCGCACGGUCCCGAAACGUGGAGCUAAAUUUCUCGGUCGUCCCCUCCACUCCUUCAGACGGGUUUUCCUCAUUGAUCCAGCAACUCCGGCUGCAAAACCUCGUACGAGCGGAAAACGGCGAGGCGCUCGUGAUGAACUGUCAUAUGAUGUUACACUACAUUCCCGACGAAACCCUGUACGAGAAUUCCCAUUCUCAAUCCCAAUCCGCCGCUUCCUCGUUCCGGACGAUGUUUCUCAAAUCAAUCCGGAGCCUAGUCCCGACAAUCCUUCUCCUAAUCGACGAGGACGCGGAUUUCACCUCCAACAACCUGGUCUGCAGACUAAGGUCGGCUUUUAACUACCUAUGGAUUCCGUACGACACGGUGGACACGUUCCUCCCCAGAGGCAGCAAGCAACGGCAGUGGUACGAGGCCAACAUCUGUUGGAAAGUGGAGAACGUGAUAGCCCAGGAAGGCGUCCAGAGAGUGGAGCGGCUGGAGCCCAAAACGCGGUGGGUGCAACGGCUGAGGAACGCCAAUUUCAGAGGCGUCCCGUUCUCCGACGACGGCGUUUCCGAGGUGAAGAACAUGCUGGACGAGCACGCCGCCGGCUGGGGACUCAAGAGAGAAGACGAUGAUGUUGUGCUCACAUGGAAAGGCCAUAAUGUCGUGUUUGCCACUGCUUGGGUCCCUAACUAGUUAGUUAGUUAACAUCAUGUUGCAUUGUUCGUUAAGUUCAUCUUAAUGUCGGAUUAACGAACUUAGCUUGCAUUUUUUUUUAUGGUGACUAAGGAAAAUCAGCAGCUUAGAUUGAAGGUCAAUAGGCCAGGAAGUCAAACUUGUAAACUUUUUAUUACAAGUAAACAGUUUGACCAAUUUGGCUAAAAUUGUCUUCCUUUAA